This is a messenger RNA of Calliphora vicina (urban bluebottle blowfly), 3439 nucleotides long. RefSeq names its product organic cation transporter protein-like. The coding region runs from base 947 to 2629 and encodes 560 amino acids. The transcript has 2 exons. Gene Ontology annotation, cellular component: membrane. Gene Ontology annotation, molecular function: transmembrane transporter activity. Gene Ontology annotation, biological process: transmembrane transport. Lineage: Eukaryota; Metazoa; Arthropoda; Insecta; Diptera; Calliphoridae. The record is from RefSeq and is a predicted model, not a curated record.
UUCAACGAGCGGUGGUAAAUUUCAAGUCGCCGGAUUAUAUAUCUGCUGGAUCGUACGAUACAAUAUAACCAACAACAAGAAAAACAAAAAUACUAAGCUAAUUAGUGGAUACUGAUAAAGCAACUAGUAGCAAAUUAUUAUUGUUCCAUCUACAAACUACCCGGACUAUUAUUCAUUGUUUUUGUGGCCAUUGACUCGAGUUUUCACUUUAUUGGUCACCAGCUGCAAGGAAAUUGACCAACUAAUUAUUCAUAUUGUGGAGAGAUCACUGUUGCGUAUCGAUCUUAUGUGAUUCAUAAUUUGUUGGUAAUAGGUCAAGCGCACAAAUCUUCUAUGAGCGGAUUUUGACACCACUGCCAACCGUACGUACAUACAUGUAUACACAUGUCAGCUGUCCGUAUUAUUAUUAAACUAAAAAACAUCUUCGACCACAAUAAAUACUUUGUAAUUAAACAGCAAAUAGCGAGGAAUAUUUUGUAGCAGAGCUUUUUCUUACAUGAGUGUAUGUAUGCUUUAGUUGCGGCGGAUACAUUUGAGUGUUUGUUACCAACAACGUAAUCGUCAUCACACAUAGACAUUUUAAGCACACACACUUUUUCCGUUCAGCUUUUGAGAGGAGUUGAGGGGCUCACAGCAAAACAAAGAGAUAUUUAAAGUGUGCGCAUGAUUUUUAGUUUUUCUUUUUCUGUUGGCGGUCUGUGUUCUGUGCUGUGUGGUUCGGUUCGGUUGGAUUCUUUUGCAACAAGUUAAAACAUUCAACAAUUUAUUACAACCUGCCUCUUUAGUAGCCCACAACAACAAUAGCAGCAAUAAAGGAAACUAUAAAAAAAAUCAAGUUUGCGUUCCACUUCACCAUUAUACCGACCGACCGACAGACUGACCGACCAGUUGGUUGUGAGCUGUUUAUGUGGUGUGUAUUGGCAAAAAGGAUAAAGGCCACGUCACUAUGGGUUACGAUGAUGUCAUUAAACAUUUAGGCGACUUUGGACGCUAUCAAAAGCAAAUUUAUUUCCUUCUUUGUUUGCCAGCAAUUUCGUGUGCUUUGCACAAGUUAGCGGGAGUUUUCUUGUUGGCACGUCCAGAUUUUCGAUGUGUUCUGCCUUUUGAGAAUGAUACAACAUCGACAACAUAUCAGAGUUUUCCACCAGACCGUUUUAACCUAGCAUAUCCCUUCGAUGACGUUAGAAACAAAUGGCAAACAUGUGAAUAUUACGAUGUUCCGUACACCGAAGAGUAUUUGAAUGGCUCCGUGGUCGCGGUAACCAAUGCCACAAAACAAUGUGAGCACUUUAUCUAUGAUCAAUCCCUGUACAUAAAUAGUGCCGUCACCGAAUGGAAUUUGGUUUGCAGUCGAAGCUUAUUAAGUGCUACUAGUGAUUCAAUAUUUAUGCUUGGCGUUUUACUGGGAAGUAUAAUAUUUGGUCAAUUGUCUGAUAAGUAUGGUCGAAAACCGACUUUCUUUGCUUCCCUGGUGAUUCAGGUGGUUUUCGGUGUUUUGGCUGGAGUUGCACCGGAAUAUUUUACAUACACGAUAUCGAGAAUGAUAGUGGGAGCAACUACUUCGGGCGUAUUCUUGGUAGCAUAUGUUAUUGCUAUGGAAAUGGUAGGACCAUCGUACCGUCUAUUUGCUGGUGUUGCCUGCCAGCUGUUCUUCUCUACAGGUUUUAUGCUGACUGCCGGUUUUGCUUAUUUUAUUCGAGAGUGGAGAUGGCUGCAAAUAGCACUUACUCUCCCCGGCUUAUUGUUCAUGUGCUAUCAUUGGAUUAUACCAGAAUCGGCCCGGUGGCUGCUGUUAAAAGGACGCAAAGAUGAAGCAAUUAUUGUUAUUGAAAAGGCAGCCAAAGUGAAUAAUGUGAAUAUUCCGCAAGAUGUGUAUGACAAUCUAAUAGAUGAAGCUACGGAAAAGAAGAAGGAAGAAGAUGUCAAUAAAAAUCCCAAUGAAAAGGCUCCCUCCAUGUUUGAUUUGUUGCGUUAUCCCAACUUAAGGCGCAAAACAUUGAUAAUAUUCUUCGAUUGGUUUGUUAACAGUGGCGUUUAUUAUGGUCUCUCCUGGAAUACGAACAAUUUGGGUGGAAAUGUUUUCCUCAAUUUCUUGGUAUCCGGCGCUGUCGAAGUUCCUGCCUACACAUUCCUACUGCUCACCCUCAAUAGAUGGGGUCGCCGUACAAUUUUGUGCGGUUGUAUGAUUGCUGCCGGUGUUUCCCUCUUGCUAACCAUAGUCGUUUCGGAGGACAUGAAUUGGUUAAUAAUAACAUUUGCCAUGAUUGGUAAAUUUGCCAUUACUGCCGCAUAUGGUACCAUUUAUAUAUUCUCAGCUGAACAGUUCCCCACUGUAGUACGUAACGUUGGCAUUGGAGCAUCGUCAAUGGUAGCACGUAUUGGCGGUAUUUUAGCCCCAUACCUCAAUUUAUUGGGUCAAAUUUGGAAACCUUUGCCACUAAUAAUCUGUGGUGCUUUAGCAUUCGUGGGUGGCCUUUUGUCUCUUAUGCUUCCGGAAACACGUAACAAACCAAUGCCAGAAACUAUCGCAGAUGGCGAGAAUUUUGGUAAAAAACAAAAGCACAAUGACCUAAAUGAAGCAGGCGAGGAGCUAGCAUCUAUGAUUGGUACACAAAACGGUAAAAAAUAGCAUGUAUAUCAAUUGUCUUUACUGUGUUCUGUGUCCAAAGUGUCUUGUACUUAUAAAUUUCCAACUAAUUUAAAAUAUGAACAUAUCGAAUACGGCUGUGGAUAAUAAAAUGUAUUCUUAUUCUUCAAAUCAACAAACAAGUGGAGCAGUAAACGAAUUGAAAAUUGUACUUAAAUGUAAGACUUUAUUACUAAACUCUAAGGGCCUGAUACAGAAACACGACUGGAAAAGAAUUUUAAAAUUUUUGAAUGAAAAACACUCAAAAACUAUUUGAAAACUGAGAGAUUAAAAAUUGUUUCUGAAUAAGGACCUAUGACUUUAGAUCUUUUUUUUUGCUGCAUUUAAAAAAAAUCCAUAGAAACUUUGUAAUGGGUCAACCAAUAUUUUAUUAUUCCUAGCUGUUUAUGGUCGUAUAUAUAGUAUAUUCGUUUUAUUUUAUAAUAUAAAAAUUAAUAAUUUUAUAUUAGAAUUAUUAUAUAAUUUUAACUGAUUGCAAAUGUAAAUUAUUGACGAAUUUAUAUAUGUAUGUAUGUGUGUAUGUAUGUAUAAGUAGUAAAAUUAUUUUAAAUGAUCAUUAAUUCGCACAAUGUAUGCGUAGUAAUAUUUAUAAAAAAUAACAUAGAAUAUUAAUUUGUUUGAAAUUUUCCAUUUAAGAGAUAAGUUUUUUUUUACUUGUUGAUAUUGUUUUUUAUAUAAUGAACUUUUUGUGAAUAUAAAUACAUACAUAGUAAUUCAUACUCAAUAAACAUUUAAAUAAAUAAAACAUGAAAAAUUUGAAAUUUUGUUGGAAUUAGAAGAAUUUAAAUAAAA